Molecule: messenger RNA, 4327 nt
Organism: Myripristis murdjan (pinecone soldierfish)
Lineage: Eukaryota; Metazoa; Chordata; Actinopteri; Holocentriformes; Holocentridae
Gene: rnf40
Product: ring finger protein 40
Exons: 20
Coding region: 74-3052 (992 amino acids)
Cellular component (GO): nucleus; HULC complex
Molecular function (GO): ubiquitin protein ligase activity; metal ion binding
Source: RefSeq, a predicted model, not a curated record
UGCAACUCCGUCACCUCCUGUAGCUGCUAGAUGUUUUACGGUUUCAAUUGCUGCUUGUGAAGCAGAGGCAGAGAUGUCAGGUGCUGGUGGAGGGAAGCGGCCCUCGGGAGGGGACAGCCCCCCUGGCCCACCUGAGAAGAAGAGCAAAAAGGAAGAGAAGACCACCACCACUCUCAUCGAGCCCAUACGCAUAGGGGGUGUUUCCUCCACGGAGGAGAUGGACAUGAAGGUGAUCCAGUUCAAAAACAAGAAGCUGUGCGAGCGCUUGGAGCAGAGGCAGGCCAUGGAGGAUGAGCUGCGAGAGAAAAUAGAGAAGCUGGAGAAAAGACAAGCAACUGAUGACACCACUCUGCUGAUUGUCAACCGCUAUUGGUCACAGUUGGAAGAGAGUGUUCACGUUCUGCGCCAGCGCAUCAAGCCAGAAGCUUCUACGACACCUGCCCCUGACCUUCCCUCUGCCCCUCUCCCUGAACCUGUCCCGAUGGAGGAAGAUGGGGUGAUUCCACCGCCACCAGCCCCAGCCGUGCCUCCACCUCCACUCCCAGAGGGGCAGAAUGAGGAGGAGCAGGCAGAGCAGCAGCAGGAGCAGCAGGAGCCUCCUCCUCCUGAUGGGUUAGAAGAGUCUUUGACGCCCACAGACGUGCCACAGGGAUCAGCAACAGACGCACCGCCACCGCCUCCUCCCCUAAGUGAAAAUGCCAAGGCCUUCCUGGCCACGCUGGACCACAGCAGUGAGGAGGAGCUCACGCUGCAGCUGCAGGAACGCAUGCAGUUCAGCAAAGAGGCCGUUUCCUGCCUGGUCUGUGUCUUCGACAGGCUGCACAGCCGCAUUGAUGAGCUCUGCAACCGCGUCCAGGCUGCAGUGUGUGAGGAUGACAGCCAGUCUGACACUACCAGUCUGAACCGUAAUCUGCUGGAGGAGAAUGGCCGCCUCCAGGACCUGGCCUCCUUCCUGCAGGGCCGACACCACAAGAUGUCCAUGGAGUACAAUGAGCUGGUCGACAAGGUGACCAGCUCUGAGACCAAGGUGUCUGAGAUGGAGACGACCGUGGAGGACCUGCAGUGGGACAUCGAGAAACUCCGCAAGAGGGAACAGAAGCUCAACAAACAUCUAGCUGAAGCGCUGGAGCAGCUGAACUCUGGAUACAACAGCUCUGGCAGCUCAGGUGGGCUACCUGGAGGCCAGAUUACUCUCAACAUUCAGAAGUUUGAGAGUCUGAAUGCAGAGUUGGAGCAGAACCAGGAGUUAGCUAACAGCCGCAUGGCAGACCUGGAGAAACUGCAGCUGGAGCUCCAGGAGGCUGUGAGGGAGAGCGAGAAGCUCAAGAUGGACCUGAAGAAUAUUCCUGAGGAGGUUGUGAAGGAGACCCCGGAGUACAAGUGUCUCCAGUCCCAGUUCUCCCUGCUGUACAAUGAGUCUCUUGGUGUGAAGACCCAGCUGGACGAGGCGCGGGCGCUGCUGCUCACUGCCAAGAACACCCACCUCAGACAGAUUGAGCACAUGGAGAGUGACGAGCUGUCCCUCCAGAAGAAGCUGCGGACCGACGUCAUCCAGUUGGAGGACACGCUGGCCCAGGUGCGCAAAGAGUAUGAGAUGCUGCGCAUCGAGUUUGAGCAGAACCUGGCAGCCAACGAGCAAGCAGGACCAAUCAACAGGGAGAUGCGACACUUAAUCAGCAGUCUCCAAAACCACAACCUCCAGCUGAAAGGCGAUGUGCAGCGCUACAAAAGGAAACUGCGAGAAACACAGAUGGAGAUCAACAAGCUGCGGUGCCAGAGUGGCGACACAGGAGUUUUGAUCCUGGAAGAGACGACAAGCGACGGCAUGGAUGUGAAGAAAGAGGAAGAUGAGGAUCAGGAGGAGGAGGAGGAGAGGAGGAAGGAGCUGGAGAGGCAGCGGGCUCGGGAGAGAGAGAGGGAGACUGAGAGAGAGCGAGAGAGGGAGCGCGAGAGGGAGAGGCAGCGCAGUGAGGAGCUGAAGAGGAAGGACUCUGACACACUGAAGAUGCUCAGAGGGGAACUCAAGAAAGCCCAGGAGUCCCAGAAAGAGAUGAAGUUGUUGUUGGACAUGUACAAGUCUGCCCCAAAGGAGCAGAGGGACAAAGUCCAGCUCAUGGCAGCCGAGCGCAAAUCCAAAGCUGAGGUGGAUGAGUUGAGGGUGCGUGUGCGAGAGCUGGAGGAGAGGGAAAGGAAGGAAAGCAAGAAGCUGGCUGAUGAAGACGCCCUGAGGAAGAUCAGAGUAGCCGAGGAGACCAUUGAUCAUCUGCAGAAGAAGCUUGCUGCUACUAAACAGGAGGAGGAGGCCCUGCUGAGUGAGAUGGACGUGACAGGCCAGGCCUUCGAAGACAUGCAGGAGCAGAACAGCCGCUUGCUGCAGCAGCUGAGGGAGAAGGAUGAUGCCAACUUCAAGCUGAUGAGUGAGCGGAUCAAAUCCAACCAGAUCUACAAGCUGCUGAAGGAGGAGAAGGAAGAGCUGGCCGACCAGGUUCUCACCUUCAAAACCCAGGUUGAUGCACAGCUGCUGGUCGUACAGAAGCUAGAGGAGAAAGAGGGCAUCCUCCAGAGCUCACUGGCCGCUCUGGAAAAAGAGCUGGGUGUGCGGACACAAGCGCUAGAGCUGAACAAGAGGAAGGCGGUGGAAGCUGCCCAGCUGGCAGAGGACCUGAAGGUGCAGCUGGAGCACACCCAGGCCAAGCUGAAGGAGAUCCAGGUCUCCGUGGCUGAGAAUCGCACUGCACGAGAGAGGGAGAGCGGCAACCUCAAACGAGCACAGGAGGAUCUGUCCAGGCUGAGGAGGAAGCUGGAGAAACAGAAGAAGGUCGAGGUUUACACCGAUGCUGAUGAGAUCCUGCAAGAGGAGAUCAACCAGUACAAGGCCAAGCUGCGCUGCCCCUGCUGCAACACGCGAGACAAGGAGACAGUGCUCACCAAGUGUUUCCACGUGUUCUGCUACGAAUGUCUGAAGACCCGGUACGACACCCGGCAGAGGAAAUGCCCCAAGUGCAACUGUGCCUUCGGAGCCAACGACUUCCACCGCAUCUACAUCACCUAAUUUCACCUAGAGACACUGGAGAGAGAGGGAAGUAGACAGAACCAAAGGAGAGAAAAGUAGAGACAUGAGAGAUGAACCGAGGAUGUGUUCAAAGAGACAGACUUUUCUUGGGGAACAUCACAGGCUUGUGUUUUCCCAUUUUAAUCUCUCUCUCUUUGGAAAGACUUGUUUUACCACGUCGUUGCCAGUUGGUGCUUAAGUUUAUGACCAAACCGAUAGUGAGACUUCUGACUGAGUGAAAGUGUCGUGCUGUAGUUAAUAAAACACACUUGUUUGUACACACGUUGAUAAUUCCCAUAUGUUGAUGCCCUGCACUGUUUUUCCUGUCUUGUCUUUGCAGUUCUUGCCAAUGUUAAACAUCUCCACUUUUAAUUAACUAGGCCCACCUGUUUAAUAACUGAGAGUUUUUAAUGUAUUUAAAAAACAAACAAACAAACAAAAAACCCCUUCAGUAGUACAUGGUUGGUCUUCCUAACGUUGUUUGGAUCAUUUUGUCCUGCUGCUGGUCUUGGAAAUCCUGUGAAUUCAGUUUGUUCUCAACUUGAUAAGCAUCUGUGUAUUCAACUAAAGAUGCUUUUAUUAUUACAUAAAAAAACCACAUUUCUCUAAAUCCUUUGGUUAGGUUACAGUAUUAACAAUGCUUAAGAGACGACAGCUUAGUUUGGCACCCAGUCAGCACAUACAGGAGUGUUUGGAUCACCUUGGGCAAGGUCCUCAGUGUGUGUUCAUCCUGUUACCAUGGUUCCUGCUGGAGAGUUUGACACAACAUCUGCAGCUUAUAGUGCCUCAUUACUGAUGAAAUCACUCCAGUGGAAAGUCAGCUCAUAUGGGUGUCCUUAGUGGGCUGAGCUACUCUGGGUCCUCCUAGACUACUUUACUAAAGGUUACCGUGACAGUCAAGUAGAAAAACAUCUGUUUAACAACAUGGUUCUGGCCUAAUUGAACCAAUGAAACCUCUUUUCCUCUGUUCUGAUGAUGUGAGCUAUUUAAUAAGACUUUGGUCAGCGUCUGUUUGACGUUAGCUCUUGUGGGAAAGGCAGUUCACACCAUGUAGCACACUUAAAAGCUUCCAGGCUGCUGCUGCAAAAAACGGAGCCUGUGAUGUGAAAAAAAAAAAAUCUUAAUCAUGCACUGGGGAAAGUAAGACCUCCGCAUAAUUUUGAUGUUAUGUAGAAGGUAUGUCUGAAUGUCUAGAUUGGAAAUGGUAGGUGGGCUGUGGUUGUUUUCUCAUUUGAACAUGCAUAACCUGACAUAAAUAAAUCACAAGAGUUUUCA